AUGAUCAGACCUUUAUCGUCACUAUCAAAGCAUAAAGCAAGCCAACAAGCUGCCGUUCCAAAUGCACCAAGAAAAGAACAGCAAAUGCCUAAGCUGCAAACAUUUAUUGAUGACAGAGACUUUUUAGGUGCUUUAACAUUCCUCGAAAUUCAAAAAUCUGCCGCUCGUGAUGAGAAACUGCUACUAUGGCUCGCAUAUUCAGCCUUUCAUGCAGGCGAGUAUAAAAAAGCUAUAGAAGCUUAUGAUGAGCUUAUGAAAAAUCCAAGCUACUCUCCUGAACUUCAUAUUUAUAAAGCAUGCUGUUAUUAUGCACUCUGCCAAUACGACGAAGCAUAUGGUGAAUGCACCAAAGCCCCCGAAACUCCUUUGCUGAUCCGCCUUAUGUUUCAUAUAGCUCACAAGCGAGGUGAUGAAAAUGUUGUAUUAGUUUACCAUCAGAAAAUCGGCCAAAGCACUCCUGAUCAGCUUUGCAUGGCAGCAAUACACUACUUAAGAAGCCAUUUUGAUGAAGCCAACGAUAUUUAUAAGAAACUACUCCUUGAUAAUAGAGAUUUUAAUGCCCUCAACGUAUAUGUAGCGUUAUGCUAUUACAAAUUAGACUAUUUCGAGGUCAGUAACGAAAUCUUGCAAGUCUAUUUAAAUCAAUAUCCUGAUAGUGUAAUUGCAGUUAACUUAAAAGCGUGCAACCAAUUCCAGCUUUUUAAUGGGAAAGCAGCAGAGCAAGAGCUUAAAGGAAUUAAUUCGUCUGCAGAAAGUGGAAAUGUGUUUAAUGAUAGUGACUUGCUGAGACAUAACCAAGUGGUUUUUAGAAACGGAGAAAACGCCUUGCAGGUUUUGCCACCAUUAAUUGAUAUUAUAUCUGAAGCGAGGCUAAAUUUGGUAAUUUAUCAUUUAAGAAAUGAUGAAGUCCAAGAAGCGUUUAAACUUAUAAAAGAUGUGGAACCGACUGUUCCAAGGGAAUAUAUAUUAAAAGGUGUUGUCUAUGCUAUGCUCGGCCAAGAAACAGAAAACCGCGAACACCUUAAGCUUGCUCAAACUCUUUUUCAGCUUGUCGGGGCAUCAGCCAGUGAAUGCGAUACAAUUCCAGGCCGUCAAUGCAUGGCAUCUUGUUUCUUUUUGCUUCAGCAAUUUGAAGAUGUUCUUGUUUACCUUAAAUCAGUUAGGGCUUAUUUUCCAAAUGAUGACGAUUUUAACUGGAAUUUCGGAAUAGCAUCAGCUGCUGCAGGUGAAUAUAAAGACGCAGAAGAAUCUUUACUGCUCAUUCAAAACGAAAGACUUAAGAUGGAUUAUGCAUAUAUAACUUGGCUAUGCAGGGCUUAUAUAAUGAAUGGAAAACCUAGCAUGGCUUGGAGUAUUUAUUUUAAUAUGGAAAAUUCCAAUGAAUCCUUUUCAUUAUUACAGCUUAUUGCUAAUGACUGCUAUAGAAUGGGGCAAUUUUAUUAUUCGCUCAAAGCUUUUGAUGUAUUAGAAAGACUUGACCCAGACCCAGAGUACUGGGAAGGUAAAAGAGGGGCAGCUGUUGGUGUUUUUCAAAUGGUAGUGGCAGGUAAGGAAAGUAAAGACAGACUUGUCGAAACCGUUGAAAUUUUAAGGAAUACCAACAAUCCACAGGUAGAAUACAUCGUAAGAGUCAUCAAUAAAUGGGCCAAAGAAAACAACGUAAAAGUUUAA
Messenger RNA from Blepharisma stoltei, 1671 nucleotides. Lineage: Eukaryota; Ciliophora; Heterotrichea; Heterotrichida; Blepharismidae. The record is from the annotation of a GenBank genome assembly.